AUGACACCCGUGAGAGAUCCUGCACGUGCUGGCCUUCUUGCCCGGGAGCUGCACAAGCUGAACGUGCAUGUGGCCGCCAUCCAGGAAGUUCGAUGGCCCGGUCAUGGAGAGCGAGAAUUCACGGCGGUGGACCCCAUCGCCAACACCUCUUUCAAGUACCACAUCUACUACAGUGGCGGCGAAAAGGCGAUGCACGGAGUCGGUUUCGUAGUGAUUGGGGAUCAGAAGAACCGAGUCAUCAAGUGGAAGGUGGUGAAUGACCGGAUCUGCGUGUUGAGAAUUAAGGGCAAAUUCUUCAACUACAGCCUGAUCAACAUCUACGCUCCGACGAACGACAAGCCCGAUGACGAGAAAGACGUUUUCUACGAGCAUCUUGACAAGACCUAUGGAGAGUGCCCAAGACACGACGUGAAGAUAGUCAUCGGAGACGCAAACGCGCAGGUCGGAAGGGAAGCCUUCUUCCAUCCUGUCAUCGGCAAGGAGAGCCUUCAUCCUCGCACGAAUGACAACGGCCUACGUUUGGUCAAUUUCGCCGCAGCCAGAGGAAUGGUUAUCUGUAGCACCUUCUUUGCGCGCAUGAACAUUCGGAAGCACACCUGGCGACACCCGAAUGGCGAAUCGUGCACACAAAUCGAUCACGUUUUGGUGGAUGGUCGACACUUCUCGGACGUGAUGGACGUCCGAUCGUACAGAGGACCGAACAUCGACUCUGAUCACUUCCUGGUAGCGUGCAAGAUCCGAGCUAGGCUGUCGAACGUGCUGACCCCGCGGACUGCGAGGAUAGCGUGGUUGAACGUCCAGCGCCUCGCGAGCAGCGACGUUGCUGCAGAGUACAGUCGGAAGCUCGACGAGCGGAUCAACGAGGACGCGCCUACGGGUAACCUGGACGAGCAAUGGGGAGCCCUCCAGAGCAUCGUCAACACAACGGCUACCGAAGUGAUCGGCACGACCAGAGGACGCAAACCCAAAGGGUGGUUCGAUGCGGAGUGCCAGCGAGUGACGGACGAGAAGAACGAGGCCAGGAAGCGUAUGCUCGUUAAGGGUACGCGCCGAAACUGUGAGCGAUACAGUGAGUUGCGAAGAGCAGAGAAACGAAUCCACCGCCGAAAAGAACGGGAGUACGACGAAACGGUACUUGCCGAAGCGGAAGCACAGUACAACGCGAACGAUAAGCGGAGGUUUUACGCGACUGUCAACGGUGUAAGAAGGAAAACCACGCCUUCCCCUGUGAUGUGCAACGACACGGAAGGCAACCUGUUGACAGACAAGACCGCGGUGGCGGCUAGGUGGAAGGAGCAGUUCCAGCAGCUGUUGAACGGUGAGGCACGAGAGGGAAUCGUCGAGGACAGGAUACACGUUGAGGAAGAUGGAAAAGCUGUGGACCCGCCUACGUUGGAGGAAGUAGCUAAGGCUGUUAAAGAGCUCAAGAACGGGAAAUCCGCGGGAAAGGACGGACUUCCGGCCGAACUUUUCAAGCACGGGAGUACGCGGAUGACCGAGAUUCUGCACCAAAUCAUCCUACGCAUUUGGUGCGAAGAACAGCUUCCGACCGACUGGUUAGACGGGCUCGUCACCCCAAUCUACAAGAAAGGGCAAAGACUCGAUUGUGCCACAAUCCUCAACGCAGCGUACAAAGUACUCUCCCGCAUCCUGUGGAGCAAGCUGAGACCGAUGACCGAGACCUUUGUCGGCGAAUACCAGUGCGGUUUUCGAGCGGGUCGGUCAACGACGGAUCAGAUGUUCACUCUGCGACAAAUCCUCGACAAGUUCCGGGAGUACAACCUGCAAACACACCAUUUGUUCAUCGACUUCAAGGCGGCCAUCUGCAUCGCUUUCGGUUCCCACGUCGUUCAAUACGUCGUCGUCGUCGGCUGA
Culex quinquefasciatus (southern house mosquito) is the source of this 1875-nucleotide messenger RNA. RefSeq lists its product as uncharacterized. The transcript has 3 exons. The record is from RefSeq and is a predicted model, not a curated record. Bases 1 to 1875 code for a protein of 624 amino acids. NCBI's taxonomy places the organism in Eukaryota, Metazoa, Arthropoda, Insecta, Diptera, Culicidae. Gene Ontology annotation, molecular function: catalytic activity.